Telopea speciosissima is the source of this 2760-nucleotide messenger RNA. RefSeq names its product putative potassium transporter 12. Gene Ontology annotation, biological process: potassium ion transmembrane transport. The record is from RefSeq and is a predicted model, not a curated record. Gene Ontology annotation, cellular component: membrane. NCBI's taxonomy places the organism in Eukaryota, Viridiplantae, Streptophyta, Magnoliopsida, Proteales, Proteaceae. Gene Ontology annotation, molecular function: potassium ion transmembrane transporter activity. The transcript has 10 exons. Bases 88 to 2577 code for a protein of 829 amino acids.
AAGAAGUGUUUCUGCAACUUGGUUUUUGAUAGGGUUUUGAGAACAAGGGCAGUAUAUCUAAAAAAUUCGAAAAUUUCAGACUAGAAAAUGGAGCAUGGAGGAAUUGAAGAGAGUGGUCGUUUGGUUCAUUCGGAGUCCAGAUGGGUCGACGGAAGCGAAGCAGAUUCAGAGUCUCCCCCAAUAUCCUUUUUCGAUGAGGAUGAGUUCAGGGAAGAUUAUGGAUCUUUAAGAAGGAGGCUUGUGAAGAAACCGAAGAGAGUUGAUUCCUUUGAUGUUGAAGCCAUGUCUGUAUCUAACUUUCAUGGACACCAUUCGAAGGAUCUCUCCAUUUGGGGAACUCUUGCACUGGCAUUCAAAACACUGGGUGUAGUCUAUGGUGACCUCGGCACAAGUCCCUUGUAUGUCUUUGCUGAUGUUUUCAGCAAGGUGCCUAUAAAGUCAGAUGUUGAUAUCUUGGGAGCUUUAUCACUAGUGAUGUACACAAUUUCUCUGCUUCCUUUAGCGAAAUACAUUUUUAUUGUGCUCAAAGCUAAUGAUAAUGGAGAAGGAGGCACAUUUGCACUUUAUUCAUUAAUUUGCAGGUAUGCAAAAGUUAAUCUAUUGCCGAAUCAGCAGCCAGCUGACGAACAAAUCUCUAGUUUUAAGCUCAAACUGCCCACUCCAGAGUUGGAGAGGGCAUUAAAGAUAAAAGACUGUUUGGAAAGGAGAUCCCCCAUGAAAACCCUUCUAUUGCUUUUGGUUCUGAUGGGGACGUCUAUGAUAAUCGGGGAUGGUAUUCUUACACCAGCAAUGUCAGUAAUGUCUGCAGUGAGUGGACUACAGGGUGAAAUUUCGGGAUUUGGUUCAAAUGCUGUGGUUAUUGUCUCGAUCAUAUUGCUCAUAGGAUUGUUCAGCAUACAGAGAUUUGGGACUGGUAAAGUGGGUUUUAUGUUUUCUCCAGCCCUGGCUCUGUGGUUCUUUUGCAUUGGUUCUAUUGGGCUUUACAACAUAUUGAAGUAUGAUAUUACAAUUCUGAAGGCAUUGAAUCCAGCUUACAUCUAUUAUUUCUUCAAGAGGAAUGGUGUAAAGGCUUAUUCAGCUCUUGGUGGUUGCGUUUUGUGCAUCACAGGGGCGGAGGCAAUGUUUGCUGAUUUAGGCCAUUUCUCUGUUGUAUCUAUACAGAUUGCCUUCUCUUGUGUCGUGUUCCCGUGUCUUCUUUUGGCUUACAUGGGCCAAGCUGCGUAUCUGAUGAAAUUCCCAACUUCUGCAGAAAAUAUUUUCUAUGAUUCUGUCCCAGGUGUUCUGUUCUGGCCAGUCUUUGUGAUUGCCACGCUUGCUGCUAUGAUUGCCAGUCAAGCCAUGAUAUCUGCAACAUUUUCUUGCAUUAAGCAAUCCAUGGCCCUAGGAUGCUUCCCAAGGUUGAAGAUAAUUCACACCUCUAAGAGAUUCGUGGGUCAGAUCUACAUUCCUGUCAUCAAUUGGUUCCUGAUGGUCAUGUGCAUUGUAGUUGUUGCCACCUUCAGGAGCACAACAGACAUAGCCAAUGCAUAUGGCAUUGCGGAGGUUGGUGUUAUGAUGGUGAGCACAACCUUGGUGACACUUGUAAUGCUUCUAAUAUGGCAGACCAACCUGUUUCUGGUUCUGUGUUUCCCACUUGUAUUUGGGUCAGUAGAGUUAAUCUAUAUGUCUGCAGUCUUGACAAAGAUCAAGGAGGGUGGUUGGCUCCCACUUGCUUUUGCUUCUUGUUUCCUCUGUAUAAUGUACAUUUGGAACUAUGGAAGUGUGUUGAAGUACCAGAGCGAGGUCAGGGAAAAGAUUUCCGUGGACUUUCUUCUUGAACUGGGGUCGACGCUGGGGACCAUAAGAGUCCCAGGGAUUGGAUUACUAUACAAUGAGCUGGUUCAAGGGAUUCCCUCAGUCUUUGGACAUUUCCUACUCGACCUUCCGGCAAUUCAUUCUACAAUUGUUUUUGUCUGCAUUAAGUUCGUCCAAGUCCCUGUUGUCCCUCAAGAAGAAAGGUUUCUUUUCAGAAGGCUUUGUCCAAAGGACUACCACAUGUUCCGCUGCAUUGCCCGUUAUGGUUACAAAGAUGUCAGGAAGGAAGAUCACAAUAACUUUGAGCAACUUUUGAUUGAGAGCCUCCAGAAGUUUUUAAGAAGGGAGGCUCAAGAUCUUGCGUUGGAGAACCUCUUAACAGAUAUGGAUUUUGAUAGUGUUUCAGUGAGGUCUAGGGAUUCUGGGGUUCUAGGUGGUGAGGUCGAGGAGCUUCAGAUUCCAUUGAUGCAGGAUCAAAGAACAGAGGACGGGACUUCUAUCUCAGGGGAAAACACCUCCAUGUUGCCAGCAAGUGUGAUGUCAUCAGAUGAAGAUCCAAGUUUGGAGUAUGAGCUUUCAGCCCUUAGAGAAGCCAUGGAUUCAGGAUUUACAUAUUUACUUGGGCAUGGGGCUGUGAAAGCAAGGAAGGAAUCUUGGUUUCUUAAGAAGCUGGUUAUAAACUAUUUUUACGCUUUCCUGAGGAAGAAUUGCAGGGCAGGGGCUGCAAAUAUGAGUGUUCCUCACAUGAAUAUUAUGCAAGUUGGGAUGACUUACAUGGUUUAAUCCAGGCAAUGGUCUCAUGUUUUUGUUUUUGGGGUCUGUUUGCAUUUGUGGUAAACCUUCUGUAAUUGUUGCCCAAUCAAUAACAGAAAUUGAAAAUUUUUCUCUGGGAGAAAGUAGGUACUUGUAGUUUUAGUGACUAAAUGUAACGUAUAUAUUUAUCUCUACAACUGUGAGAUCAUUCUC